AUGAAGUCUAACCUGAACAACAAGGUUCAGUCAGAGAUGAAUCAGAAGCACAAAGCCAAGAGAAAGUCACAAGCUGAACUCAAGAGCAAGGAUGAGGAGAUUGAGGAGCUCAAGACUCAGAUAUUCGAGCAGUUGCAGAAGACAGAGGCUGAACUCAAGAGCAAGGAUGAGGAGAUUGAGGAGCUCAAGACUGAGCUGGAGAGACUUCAGUGGCUGAGAAAUGACACGCUUAAAGGGAUGGAUGAGUCACAAAGGAAGUUCACCAAGCUUACCCUUGCUAUCAAGAGGAUGGAGAAAUUGGAGGAAAAUGUAGGUUUACACAGGGUCCAAUCACCUUGUUCUAAAUAUGAAUCGUUGGAGAAAGACCUGCAGAAAGUGAAGACAGAGCUUGAGGCCAGCCAAUCAAUGGUCAAAGAUCUAGAGGCUGAAGUCCUUGAGCUUCGUGUUGAAAAAAAUAAGUGGUUGGGAGAUAAGGAGGAGCUACAGACCACACAGAGGAAACUUGAGGCAAAGAAUAAAGAGCUGAAUGUUGAAGUAUCAAAACUACAACAUCUGCUUAAUAAAGAAAAGCAGAUGAGGAGCGAUACUGAGAUGGACGUGGAAUCCCUGAAAACAAAGCUGGAGACCAACGGUGAAGAGUUAAAAGAAAAAGAAGCUGCAGCCCUGAAGCUCAGUGAUGAACACCAGACUGAGGAAGGAGAUGAGAAGAACCUGCAGACACUGGAGAAUAAUUCACCAAACCAUGUUGUGGAUGAGGAAGUAGCUGUGGGACAGCAGCAGCUGCAGGGUGAGGAGCAGCACAGGGGGCAUGAUGAGUUGGAUAAAACUGAGGUGAUGACACCUGACACGCUUAAAGAGAAGCAGGAGGCCUCUUCACAACUGAACCUCGGCCUUGCUGUCACCACGAGGAACAAAAAGUCACAAGCUGAACUCAAGAGCAAGGAUGAGGAGAUUGAGGAGCUCAAGACUCAGAUAUUCGAGCAGUUGCAGAAGACAGAGGCUGAACUCAAGAGCAAGGAUGAGGAGAUUGAGGAGCUCAAGACUGAGCUGGAGAGACUUCAGUGGCUGAGAAAUGACACGCUUAAAGGGAUGGAUGAGUCACAAAGGAAGUUCACAAAGCUUACCCUUGCUAUCAAAAGGAUGGAGAAAUUGGAGGAAAAUGUAGGUUUACACAGGGUCCAAUCACCUUGUUCUAAAUAUGAAUCGUUGGAGAAAGACCUGCAGACCCUGAAGACAGAGCUCGAGGACAGCCAAUCAAAGGUCAAAGAGCUAGAGGAUGAAGUCCUCAAGGUUCGUGUUGAAAAAAAUAAGUGUUUGGGAGAUAAGGAGGAGCUACAGACCAGACAGAGGAAACUUGAGGCAAUUAAUGAAGAGCUGAAUGAGGAAGUAUCAAAACUACAACGUCUACUUAAUAAAGAGAAGCAGAAGAGGAGGGAUAUUGAGAUGGACGUGGAAUCCCUGAAAACAAAGCUGGAGACCAACAAUAAAGAGUUGAAUGAGGAAGUAGCUAAAUUACAGCAGAGGCUUGGGAAAGAGAAGCAGAGGAGGCAGGAUGCUGAGAUGGCCCUGAAGUCCUGA
Molecule: messenger RNA, 1578 nt
Organism: Pundamilia nyererei
Lineage: Eukaryota; Metazoa; Chordata; Actinopteri; Cichliformes; Cichlidae
Source: RefSeq, a predicted model, not a curated record